AUUCUUCUUGCGAAAGAAGGCAUAGCAGUAAUGGAAGAGCCACAAACUCCAGGAUCCGAUUGUAAUUCUAAUCCAGCGACCGAUUCUAUUCAGCAGGAUUUGGUUGGCUCGGAGUUUGUCCAGGACAAUGUGGAAUAUCAAUGGUUUAUCGAUUAUGGAUAUAGAGAUGGAGGACUACAUAUCCAUCCUAGUGUUAUUUCAUCACUUUCCGUGUCCUACUCCUCCAAGGAUCUAGGUUAUUACGAUGACCUUGCUCGUAAUUUGGAUGCCAAUCUGGCGGAGAUUGAUAUGGAGAGUUUCCGUACAGCAGACAUACAUACCCUGCUUACGGCUCUCCCUGUCAUGUGUACAGAACCGGUUCAACAUUCUGAAUUUAACUAUGAAAGAGAACAAUAUGCCAGUAUAUCUGGAUCUAUCAUGGAAAAGCUUGACAUCGGUUCUUCCAUCAGCCCUCAUACUAGUAGCCAGGAGGAGGAUUCUGCAUGUUCCACCACUGAUACAAUAUCUAUAUGCAAGUCGUCGUUGCUCUUUUCUCCAGUGAAGGAAACAUCAAUGCUACCAUCAGGUGGUAGCUAUAGCGUGGAUUCAUUGGACUGCGAAGACAUGUUGCUUACUUGUCAAACGAAUAAUAAAAAUAAUUAUACCAUUGCUUUUGAGGGUAGCAUUACUAUGUAUUCGGAUGGUUCCCAAGAUUUUGAAAAUCAUGAUAAACCCAAAACAUACGAGUCACCAGAUGCAUUCUAUGAUAAACAGAAAGAUAUGACAAGUGUAUUAGACUUAUCGAUGGCAUGUUCAGACUCGAAGAUAUAUACCACAUGGAGUAAUUUGAAGCAUUCCUCCAUGAAUAAAGCAAUAACUCGUCAUCCUUCUGGCAACAACAAUAUGAUACCAGAUAUCUCGCAGAAUACUGUUAAUUUGAUGCUUGGUGGUAUGAGUAAACGAAGUCAAAGCUUACCGGAUUUUUCACGCGUUCAAAAACUUCAGCAGGCUAAUAUGCCUAUUAAUUUUAGUAUUGAUUCCACCGAAUCAAACAAUCACAUACAAAGACUGCACACCGGAUCUGUAAAUUGUUCGACGAACGGGGAAAGCUUCGACAACACGGAGAACACCGGCACAAAUAAGAAGCUGCAAAAUCUAAGUCUCCUCAGACUCUUCAUGAAGCAAAAGAGCAUGAGUGUGGAGGGGAUGAGUCUGACCUUGGACCAGUCGGAUUCCAUAAGCGAUAACAAUGGUAGUAGCAGUAACAGUGGCAGCGACAGUGCGACCAACACGAAUACCCAGAUACAACGGCAGGAUAACGUUUGCGAUAAUCGUCGCGUGUUCGAGAACAACGAUUUCUCUAUCAACUGGAUCAAACGCGAUAUGAUGAUGGCUAAUCACCGCGACGCGGAGAAUCAGCGAGAAGCCUUGAAAUGUGCAUCGUAUUGCAAAAAUGACAAGGUCGUCGACGUGACGUCAUCGUCUACGUCGGUGGAGGAGCUUUCGGAAAGUAUAUCGUCUAGAUCGGCCUGCGCGGGUCAGCAAAAUUUCGACAAUAUAAUGAAUAAUCUUUCCGAGCAACAGCGGAAGAGCGGUUGGGUGGGUUUAACGGAGACCCAGAAGAAGCAACCGAUAUAUCGAACAACAGGUAUCCAAGCGAACGCGGAGAUGGAAGACAACGCUAUCCAGACCUCCCUGAUCUUCACCGCGAUUAAGGAUAAAUAUGGGCCUUUCUUGCAAGAGACAAUGAUAAACAAGAAACCGGUUUACAUCGUGUACCCCAAUUACACGCUGCCCGAUCUGUCGUUCCUCAAGAUCAAGGAGACCGAACUCAACAAUCUGGCGUUGAAGCCGCACACGUUCGACAAGAGUAACGUGGAUUGGAAGCGUACCGUUCAUGUGGGCUCAAAACCAUCCUCCUGCAACGACAUCGACGCCUUACGGCAACGCGGGUUCGCGCACGUCAAGGAUUGGGAGUCGUUGACCUUCCUCUUGCCGUACGAGUACAAGAAGAUCUUGCACGAUGUGCCGGAGGUAUCCAAGUACAUCAACAUCAACGAGGAGGUCAAGCGACCGCUGUUUUGUCUGUCUUCCCCGAUGCGUCACAAGAUCGGACCCAUCAGCGAGGUCGUCCAUCCGACCGUCAAUACCUCGUCGACGAGCAGCACCGCGACGCAACCGUCUUCAGGGUACAGAGGCUCGUCGACAAUCCUCACCGACUCCUCGACGAAUCAGACGCCGUUGCUGAACAACGCGGUCAACCCGUUGUAUCUGUACCGCUAUGACAGCGUCAGUUCGGAGACCAGUCUGGUAAACAACGACAAGAAGCUGCAUAUGCUGAAUCACAGACAGCCUGGCUGCCCGUCUCUUCCGAAGCGGUCGGUCUCGCUGCCGCAGGGCUGCGAGGGCGAAUCCGGCUUCAAUAAUGGUAGAGUACCGCCGCGACCGCCCUUGCCUAGAAGCAUUCUGCGGAAGAACAAGAUCCUCGCGAACAAACGAUACAGCAUGUUCGAGAUGGGAGAUGUGGGCGAGCAGUCGGAGGAACUCUCCACGGAGCAAGUAAACAAGAGAAUGUCCCUGCAAGAGCCGUAUUAUAUGAACAACGAUUUGCAGCUCUUGUGCUGCGAAACGGCGAUCGACUCCGAGAAAGAUGUCGACGAGACAGAAGCGGAGAGGUGUUUUAAAGAAAAAUUGAACGAGAUUACAAAUAACGCGAACGUGGAAUCGAAAAUUUCUCAGCAUAACGAAGACGAUAUCAAACAAUUGGAAGAAUAUCUGAAACACAGUGCAAUUUCAUCACAAAGCGACGGAGAUAUUGAGGACCCUGAGGUUAAAGUGAGGUCGUACGUGAGGAAAUUUUUAGCCUUGAAAAUGAAUAAGGAUCCGCUCGUCAGGGAUAUUGAUAUGGGAGAUUCGCAGAGAAAAACCGUCAGUUUUGCCGUAAAUCAAAAAAAGAAACAUCCAGAUGCAGAGUUAAAUAAUUUCAACACUGUAAAUGUUCAAAAUCAAGAUCAGGUGAUGGAAAAUAAAUUAACGGUUGAAGAGAAGAGAAAAAUGGUGUCAACUGUAAAUAGAGCAGUAGAUCUUUUAUUAAAAUAUUGGAACGCCGAUUCGAAUCACAGUCGUCCCAACUAUAAUGAAGGAAAUGAGUGUGCGCAAAUCUGUUUAAGUACCUUAUGUCCAGCUUUAUACAUUAUCAUGUCAGAUGGUUUGAAACCUUAUUUGAACUCUACCUUUGGACCAAUCACCAAUAGCGUUUGGCAAAUCGUGGAAGCUAGUUCUCAACAAGGGCCUCUUACGAAAACAUUAAAUGAAUUAGUACAGAAAAUUAAUGGUGAAGAUAUCAUUACAGAGGGAAUGCUGAAGUUUCAUGCAUUUGUAUUUGGCUUGCUGAAUCUAAGGGCUCUAGAUGCAUGGUUUGCGUAUUUGUGUACGCGUGAGUCCAUUCUACGGAAGCAUUACAAUAACAACAGUUUAUUCAUUGCGGCUUUAGUCAAUGCCAAUGCCCGGGAAAUUGUCGAUUCAUUGUUGUACACUUUGAAUCCGCUCGCAUUUUGCCCAUUUCAUCUGGAUCUUCUCUAUCAAUAUCGUCAAUUGCAGAAUAGCUUUGGGAAUAUGAAUAAUCAUACUAUGAAUGUACGUAAAUCUGAAAACUUAUUAUUUUUUAAAAUAUACAGGGCUUUUUAAAAUA
Nylanderia fulva is the source of this 3670-nucleotide messenger RNA. Lineage: Eukaryota; Metazoa; Arthropoda; Insecta; Hymenoptera; Formicidae. The record is from RefSeq and is a predicted model, not a curated record.